Molecule: messenger RNA, 7589 nt
Organism: Alosa sapidissima (American shad)
Lineage: Eukaryota; Metazoa; Chordata; Actinopteri; Clupeiformes; Clupeidae
Gene: sec24c
Product: SEC24 homolog C, COPII coat complex component
Biological process (GO): endoplasmic reticulum to Golgi vesicle-mediated transport; COPII-coated vesicle cargo loading; intracellular protein transport
Cellular component (GO): endoplasmic reticulum exit site; COPII vesicle coat
Molecular function (GO): SNARE binding; zinc ion binding
Source: RefSeq, a predicted model, not a curated record
CCUCUUAAUUAAUACGGCUGAAAAACGUUAACUCACGUUCUCUGUCGUUUUAUGUGGGGUUGGUUAAUCCCAUGAAAUCACUGAGCAAAACAUACAUUUGUGUAGGCCACUAUAUAUUUUGACACAAGUUUUCGUACCAGUCUUUUGAGGACACGUUGCAUUGCCUGAUGUGAGUCGAACGUAGAUGUGAGUGGCGCAUGCUCAAGCAUGAACAGUUACGGCUAAACGUCGCAAUGUAAACAUUAAGGUACAGGAAGACGGUGUCUAUACUCGGUCAUAUUUUACUGAAAGGCAACAAGUCAUUGCUUUUUUGUUAUAUAUUUGAAAAAUAAAAAUAUAUGAAGUGACGCGCAUGCGCGACUCAAACGCGACGCAUGCGCCACUCACAUUCGACUCAUACCAGGCACUCCGCGUCAAGCGAAACUGAGGAAGGGAUUAGUAGCAAUAUUACCGGCCUGGAAGAUAUUGAUUGUAUAUACAAUUUUGUGAAACCCAUAACGACCACAGGCAGGUCGAACCGUCAGAGAACGUGGGACAUCUGUCCGCUUGGAUUGCCCACUUACAUACUGAACCUAAUUGGAGGUGAGGGAUGAAUUGAGAGGAUGAAUGUGAACCAGCAACCACACAUGGCCUCCCCCUACGGUCCUCCUCAGCCUGGAUACCAGGGCUACCCGCAGGCUGCCUAUGGGGGCCAGCACAUGGCCGGAGGGUACCCAGGGCAGUACCCCCCCUACAACGGACCCACUUCUGCUUACCAGCCUGGAGCUCCAGUGCCAGGAUAUUCUCCUUAUGCAAGCUUUCCCUCUAAGGCUUUUGCAGCAAACUUAGUCUCUGACCUGUCCUCCUCCUCUCCUCUUGACUUAGGUUCGAUGUGCGGCCCCCCCACUUCAGGCGCUCCGCCUGCCUCAGCCCCCCAAGCCUACGGACAGUAUGGUGGGGGUCAAGCACAGAACGGCCCUCCCCCCAGUGCACCCCCAAACCAGAGGCCUCCUGCGUCCCAGCCCUAUGCCCCAGCACCCAUGAACCUGUCCUCCCCCCAGUCAGGCUACAGCCAGCCAUUCGCUGGCCCACCUACAAGCAUGCAGCAGAUGACCAAUCAGAUGGCGGGGAUGCAGGUUGGGUCAGCCCCCCCCACAGGAGCAACUCCUGGCUAUGCUGUGCCUCCAGUCUCUGGCGCCUACACAUCCACAGCACCGCGUCCUUCCUUCCCCCCCACCUCCUCCGCCUCCCCACACUCUGCCGCAGGUGACGGAGUUGCCCCUGGCCCCCCUCAGUCCUUCUACGGGGGUCCCACACCUGGCCAGCAGCCCUUCCCCACCUCCUCCGCACCCCCACCGGCCUUCUCCACCGCUCCCCCCACCCAGACCCCAGCCGCACCUCCUGCUGCUGCUGCCUCAGCUCCACCCGUCUCCCAGGCAUCGCAGGCCUUUCCCGGAGCUCCUCCACCCGCCCAGCCCCAGCCAGCACCACCGCCGCAGCAGCAGCUGCCUCCGUUCUCUGCUGCUGGACCUCCGCCCUCGCAGCAAGCCCCCUUCUCCUCUGGAGCUCCCCCGACAGCAGCACCCCCGCCCAGCUCCCAGCACCUGUAUGGAGGCCCACUACCUCCCCAGGGUGUCCCUCAGCAACAGCAGCAGCAGCAGCAGCAGGCUGGCUUCCCCAGGCCUCCACCUCCCACCUCACAGCCUUCGCCCUCUGGCCCAGCUGCUGCCACCAACUCCGGCUUCCCUGGAGGCCUCCCUCCACCCCCGACCUCCACCCAGUCGUCGCUGCAGUCGUACCCAGGCGCCCCCAUGACCCAGCAGAUGACCCAGCAGCAGCAGCAGCAGCCCCCGGUCUCCCAGCCCUCACCCUUCCACUCAGCCCCGCCUCUCUCUGGGCCCGUGCCUCCUCCGCCCGGCGCCGCUGGCUUUCCACCACAGGGGGGCGCCCCUCCGAGGCCCCAAGGCAUGCAGGGCCCCCCGAUCCCGCAUCCCUCCAUGUCUGGGCCCCCCAUGUCCCAGGCCAACCAUGUGGCCCCGGGGGCCAUCCAGCCAGGCAUGCCUCCACAGAUGGGCCCCGCCACAGCGGGUAUGCCAGGCCCUCAGCCAGGCAUGCAGGGGUACCCCAACCAACAGAACGGUGCUUUUGGGCAGAUGCGAGGUCCACAGCCAGGCUACCCAGGGCCGUAUCCUGGGCAACAGAGCUUUGGAGGGCCUCCCCAGGCUCCUGCUCCCGCUCCUCAGCCACAGAAACGGUUGGACCCCGAUUCCAUCCCGAGUCCAAUCCAGGUGAUUGAGGAUGACAAGGCCAACAAAGGCACCGAGCCCUUCACCACGGGGGUCAGAGGUCAGGCUCCACCCCUUGUCACCACCAACUCCCAGGUCAAAGAUCAAGGCAACGCCAGUCCUCGGUUCAUCCGCUGCACUGCCUACAACGUGCCCUGCACCUCAGACAUGUCCAAGCAGUCACAGGUGCCCCUGGCUGCAGUCAUCAAACCUCUAGCCACCUUGCCCCCAGAUGAGGUGCCUCCGUACAUCGUGGAUCACGGUGAGCAGGGCCCCAUCCGCUGCAACCGCUGCAAGGCAUACAUGUGUCCCUACAUGCAGUUCAUUGAGGGUGGCCGCAGGUUCCAGUGCGGAUUCUGCAGCUGUGUCACAGAGGUCCCUCCCCAUUACUUCCAGCAUCUGGACCACACAGGGAAGAGGGUGGACUGCUACGACCGGCCAGAGCUCUCCAUGGGCAGCUACGAGUUCCUAGCCACUGUUGACUACUGCAAGAACAACAAGCUUCCUCAGCCCCCUGCCUACAUCUUCCUGAUUGACGUGUCUUACAACGCGGUGCGGAGCGGCAUGGUGAACAUCGUUUGCCAGGAGCUCAAGACACUGCUGGAUUACCUGCCCAGAGAGAACCCAGACUUGCCGUCGUCGGUGCGCGUGGGCUUCGUCACCUACAACAAGGUGCUGCACUUCUACAACGUGAAGGCCUCGCUGGCGCAGCCCCAGAUGAUGGUGGUGUCCGACGUGGCCGACAUGUUCGUGCCGCUGCUCGACGGUUUCCUCGUCAACGUCGACGAGUCUCGUGUCGUCAUCGAGAGCUUGCUGGACCAGAUCCCUGAGAUGUUUGCAGACACGCGGGAGACAGAGACAGUGUUUGGACCUGUGAUCCAGGCUGGUCUGGAGGCCCUGAAGGCGGCUGACUGUGCUGGGAAACUCUUCAUCUUCCACACGUCUCUGCCCAUCGCUGAGGCCCCUGGGAAACUGAAGAACCGGGAAGACAAGAAGCAGGUUGGCACAGACAAAGAAAAGGUAACCUUUCAGCCGCAGGUCAGUUUCUAUAGCAACCUGGCCAAGGAGUGUGUGGCGCAGGGCUGCUGCGUGGACCUCUUUCCUCUUCCCCAACAGUACGUCGACGUGGCAACACUCGGCGUGGUCCCCACCUCCACCGGAGGCUCCAUCUACAAGUACACCUACUUCCAGGCCCAGUCUGACCAGGAGCGCUUCCUGCACGACCUCCGGCGGGAUGUGCAGAAGCAGGUGGGCUUCGACGCAGUCAUGAUCCGCACCAGCACGGGCAUCAGGGCUACGGACUUCUUCGGCUCCUUCUACAUGAGCAACACCACAGACGUGGAGCUGGCUGGCCUCGACUGCGACAAGACCAUCACCGUGGAGAUCAGGCACGACGACAAGCUCAACGAGGAAACGGGGGCCAUGAUGCAGUGCGCGGUCCUGUACACCAGUUGCAGUGGGCAGCGGCGACUGCGGGUCCACAACAUGAGCGUCAACUGCUGUAUGCAGCUGGCCGACCUCUACCGCAACUGUGAGACGGACACAAUCAUCAACUUCUUCGCCAAGUAUGCAUACCGAAGCGUGCUCAACAGCCCCACCAAGAACGUGCGGGACGGUCUGGUGAACCAGUGUGCUCAGAUUCUGGCGUGCUACCGCAAGAACUGCGCCAGCCCUUCCUCUGCUGGACAGUUGAUCCUGCCGGAGUGUAUGAAGCUGCUGCCGGUCUACCUGAACUGCGUGCUGAAGAGCGACGUGCUGCACCCGGCGGCCGACACCUCUCUGGACGACCGCGCCUACCUGCGGCAGCUGCUCAGCUGCAUGGACGUCGCCGAGAGUCAUGUCUUCUUCUACCCCCGCCUGCUGCCGCUGCAUAAGAUGGACGUGGACAGCGACGCGUUGCCGUUGGCCAUCCGGGACUCGGAGGAGCGUCUCUCCAAGGGGGGGCUGUACCUGCUGGAGACGGGCCUGAACCUCUUCCUCUGGGUCGGCGCCAGCGCCCAGCAGGAACUGCUGCAGAACGUCUUUGGCACGCCCGCCUUCGGACAGAUCGACCCCAGCAUGACCUGCUUGCCAGAGUUGGAUAAUCCCUUCUCAAAGAAGCUGCGAGACAUCAUCGCCUCCUUCAGAGCCCAGAGGUCACGAUAUAUGAAGCUGAUCGUGGUGAAGCAAGACGACAAGCUUGAGCUCAUCUUCAAGCACUUCCUGGUGGAGGACAAGAACAGCAGCGGCGGCGCCUCCUACGUAGACUUCCUCUGUCACAUGCACAAGGAGAUUCGGCAGCUGCUCAGCUAGGACCGCCCCCAUCUCCUCAGACCCCUCCCCUUCCACUUCCUGCCUACGCCCCCUCCCCUCAUCACCCCCCCCCCCCCCCAACCCACACCUUUCCCUCCAGACCCCCCACCCUCAUACUCUUUUAUCCGAGACGCGCUUUAUCUUUUUAUUUUGAAAUAAUAAAACUAAACUUCUCCCUCCUCCUCCUCUUCCAAUCAUCAUCAUCAUCAUCAUCCGCACACCUCCACAGUCUGGCUCCCUCUGAACACUGGCGCCUGGAAGGUGAUGAUCCAGAGCUCCUGGACUUAGGUGGACUGGGGGAACGAAGUGGCUCAGACAGACUCAGAUACCCGUCUCUGUUGGGUUUUAGUUUCUAACUCACUUUGGGCCAGGCACUUCAUAUUCUUUGAUCCUUUGGGGAGGUGUGUGUGUGUGUGUGUGUGUGUGUGUGUGUGUGUGUGUGUGUGUGUGUGUGUGUGUGUGUGUCCUGAGAGUAUGUAUGCGUGGACUGCUUGUUUAUUAAUGGGUUUGUUGAUUUGAAUAAAUUGCAUGGAUGGAUGGAUGAUCAGUCCUUUACUACAGCAGAUGAUGCAGGAUUCCCCCUCUUGGCCUCAAUAUGAAGUUCAACUACACAGCAACAUGUCAGUCAGCAUAGUUAAAGGAAAUAUUCUAAGUGGUGUGUGUGUGUGUGUGUGUGUGUGCGUGUGCAUGUCUUUGUGUGUGUCUGUGUCUGUGUGUGUGUGUGUGAAAGAGAGAGACAGAUGUUAGAUGAAUUGGAAGUAGAAGGGUGAUUUUGAAAGCUUCGUAAUCAUUGAUGUUGAUUGUAUCGGGUGUUCUGUGAGUAACACUAGCACUGAACCUCUGGUUGUCGGGGGAGAAAAUGACGAAUAAACAAACAAAUAAACAAGUAAACAAACAAGAAGUUCACACAGACGCUCCUCAACCAAAAGUCCGAAGACCUCCCAAUCCAAACCAAAUGCUACACCUAAGCAGAUGGACAUGAGAGAGAGAGAGAGAGAGAGAGAAAGAUGGGAACAGGUUCAUCUUGCUUUUAUUUAUUUUGUUUGUUUGUUUGUUUGUUUUCUCCACCCCUGUCAUCCACAGGAUUCCCUUCUCCCAUUUUGGCUGCCACUUUCUUUCUGUUUCUCCUUUCUUUUCUCUGUUUCGUCCUUAUCCUGUCGUUCUCAGCGUAUGGCCUUAUUCACUCGUUCUUUUCCUUUCUCCUGAUUUGUUGUUUCAAGCCCACACUUUUUUAUAAUUAUUAUUCCUUUCUUGUCAUUGUCUUUCUUUUGUGUGUGUCUGUGUGUGUGUGUUCAUUGUUUGUUUAUUUGUUAUCGUCCACUGUAACAGUCUAAAUGUUUUUAAAAAAUGUGUGGAAAUCAAAAUGUGACUAAUAGGCAAUAUGGGAACCAGAAUAAUAUUUUUCCUUUUUUUCAUUUGUCCAUGUAAUCUAUCCCCUGUUAAAAAACAACAAAACAAAAGCAAAAAAAAAAAAAGCAAACAUGUCUGGUUUUCAUGAAGCGAUCUACAGGAGGACACGACUACACAGAAUAUCACACACAUCUAAACAGUCUAUGCAUUUUCCUACUAGAGGAGGGCUUAACAGGGGAGCUGUAUACAGAUAUUGUAAUUACUAUACUUAUUAAUCUUGAAUUUUACCGUAAUAUCAACAGAGGUGGCCCCUCUCCUCUCUCCUCCAGGGAGUCUAACGGGAAAGAUAGUAAUACACAUUUUAGUGUGUGCCCAAACUCACACACACACACACACACUUGCUUGUGUUCUGAUAAAUUAUGUUGGAUUCUCCAUUUUGAGGAGAAGCGAUUAGGUUUGAGGCCCCAGAGGAAGAGUAGGAGGAAGACUUAGAGAUGUGAGCCUCUCAAAUGAACCCUGGGAAUUGUAGUUUGUAUAUGAACAAUAUAAUGAGGGCCGCUUGGUCUGCUGGGAUUUGUAGUUCAGAAGAGGGGUGUGCUUGGAUCAGUCAACCACCCCCUCUCCCCAGCCCUACUCUUUCCCACCAAACUGUAAUACCCUAAUGGCUGUUAACCUUCCUUUUAAUUUCCAUUUUAUUUUAGUUUGCGAUCCUAUUCCCAUCCCUUCCGCAGAUCUUUGCUUCAAACGUCCUGAUCUUUUGUAUCGCUGACUUAAUCUAUUUUGUGUUUCUUUUUCUUUUUUCCCUCUUUUAAAAAAAAACAAAAAACAAACAAAAAUUUGGUUUGAAGGUUUGUGAUUCUGUAGGGUGCUUCUCUUUUGGCCUCUCAUCAAUUAGAAUCAAGACGUUCUCUUGUGAUACGCAUGGCGAUGAUGAUGAAGAUGGUGAUGGUAUGGUGCAAUGUUGGCGGGGUAAGGGGUGGGUUGUGGAUGUUGGAUGGGAGUAAGAGUGCAGUAUUUACAGCUAUUGAUUUCUUCUUUUGGGAGGGGGGGGAGUGAAAGGAUUUAAGAGAACGCAGAAGAAUUGUGACCAGAUAAACGAUUCAGACACUGAAAUACCUUUGUCAUUGACAUUUAUUUACAUGUACAGAAUUAAAACAAAAUCACAUUUUAAACACAACGCCCCAGCCCGUGUGGUUUGUUUCAUAAUGUGUGGAGUCAGUGAUGCAGGGGAACUUAUACCCUUAUGCCCUCUACUGUAGCACGCAAUAAUGCUAAAAUCCUGAGUCGACAGGAAUUGUGUGUGUGGUGUGUGUAUGUACUGUAUGUGUGUGAGGGAGAAGAUUCAAAUCCUUGUGAAUUUCGAAAAUUGAAAUGAGGGAUUAACCUGAUGACUGAAAUUGUAUUUUUUUUUUUUGAUUGAUAUAAUUCUAUAUUUCUUUUUCUAAACACACUUUUCUUUGUUGUUAUUUUUUUUCCUUCCUUGUGUGGGUGUGUUGUUUCCAUAACCUUAUUAUUAAUCUCAGUUGAGUUGUUUACAAUCUACCCUCAACCCAUCCCAUUCUGUUGUUUUUGAAUGUAGCGACACAAUUAUGUUUUUGUUUUACUCCACGCUGUGUUGUCCCUGCCCCUCCUGGGUUGCAAACAAACAACGUAAAUAAAUUAAAUAAACAAACCUAUAUUUAC